Molecule: messenger RNA, 1726 nt
Organism: Hevea brasiliensis (rubber tree)
Lineage: Eukaryota; Viridiplantae; Streptophyta; Magnoliopsida; Malpighiales; Euphorbiaceae
Product: purple acid phosphatase 5-like
Exons: 8
Coding region: 70-1458 (462 amino acids)
Molecular function (GO): metal ion binding; acid phosphatase activity
Source: RefSeq, a predicted model, not a curated record
CUCUCACCAUAUAUAGGACUUCCUCCUUACCCUUUUUCAACAUCUCACACUAUAUUGAUUGCUUCUUCAAUGGCUUCAAUAGUCUGGUUUCUUUUGCUAUUGCUAAAUAUUGCUAAAUCAUGCCAGGGAGGGAUCACCAGUCACUACGUUAGAAAAAUGGAAGCUUCUAUGGACAUGCCAAUUGAGACCUUUCCUCAACCUUUGGGUGACAAUGCCCCUGAACAGGUUCAUAUAACCCAAGGCGAUCACAUAGGGAGAAGUGUUAUAAUUUCAUGGUUGACACCAAUGGAUCGAUUCCCAAAUACGGUGACCUAUUGGCCAGCAGGGAGACAGCACAAUCACAAGCACAAAGCUCGUGCAGUAACCACAUAUUACAGAUACUAUAAUUACACUUCUGGCUACAUUCACCAUGCCACCAUUAAGAAAUUAAAGUACAAUACUCGGUACUUCUAUGAGCUUGGAAGCCACAAAGCAACUCGCAGGUUUUCCUUUGUGACUCCUCCUGAAGUAGGACCUGAUGUGCCAUACACGUUUGGCAUUAUGGGUGACUUGGGACAAACAUAUGAUUCUAAUAUAACAUUGGAGCAUUACAUAUCCAACAGAAAAGCACAAACUAUGUUGUUUGUUGGAGAUCUUUCUUAUGCAGAUCAUUAUCCAUUACAUGAUAAUGUGAGGUGGGAUACAUGGGGCCGCUUCGUUGAAAAGAGUACUGCAUAUCAGCCUUGGAUUUGGACCGCUGGCAAUCAUGAAAUUGAUUUUCUUCCUGAAAUUGAUGAAUACACCCCUUUCAAGCCAUAUAUGAAUAGGUACCAUGUACCUUAUAGGGCAUCACAGAGCACAUCUCCGCUUUGGUAUUCCAUCAAGCGUGCAUCUGCCUACAUUAUUGUCCUCUCCUCUUACUCAGCAUAUGGAAAGUAUACUCCACAAUACAGUUGGCUUGAACAAGAAUUCCCAAAGGUUAAUAGAGCUGAGACUCCAUGGCUGAUUGUUCUUCUUCACUCUCCAUGGUAUAAUAGCAACAACUACCACUACAUGGAAGGAGAAAGCAUGAGAGUGAUGUUUGAAUCAUGGUUUAUUGAAAACAAAGUCGAUCUUGUCUUUUCUGGUCAUGUGCAUUCAUAUGAACGCACAAACCGAAUAUCAAAUGUAAGGUACAACAUAACAAAUGGACAGAGCACCCCAAUCAAGGACACUUCAGCACCAGUAUACAUAACUAUUGGAGAUGGUGGAAACAUUGAAGGCCUUGCCAAUAGUUUUACUGAACCACAACCCAGUUACUCUGCCUUCCGAGAGGCAAGUUUCGGACAUGCCAUUCUUGAGAUUAAGAAUCGGACUCAUGCUCAUUAUACUUGGCAUCGUAACCAUGACAAUGAACCAAUUGUGGCUGAUUCACUCUGGCUGUACAACCGGCAUUGGUAUCCAGAAGAAGAGCACAGUUCUGCUUCCAACAUGGUUUAAGAGUUUCUGGUUUUGGUAGGGCUAGUCGGUCUUGGUCUUUUAGGUUCCACAACCUAGCUUUUAUUUUGGUUCUUGUUAUCUUUUUGCCUUUGAGUCCCAAAUACAAAACUUCUCGUUUAAGGGGUCAUUGGAAAACCAAAAUGAAUGGAAUCUGUAAAUCUCUGUUUGAACUUGGAGGAUUCACUUUUAGAAUUGUCUCUUCCGUGGUGUUGAGCAUUGGCAGAUUGUUGCAUUAAGCAACAUAAUAUCAGAUGACACCUUGAAACAA